Messenger RNA from Paramormyrops kingsleyae, 5638 nucleotides. Its product is annotated as inositol polyphosphate-4-phosphatase type I A-like. Gene Ontology annotation, cellular component: cytoplasm. Gene Ontology annotation, molecular function: phosphatidylinositol-3,4-bisphosphate 4-phosphatase activity. The record is from RefSeq and is a predicted model, not a curated record. Lineage: Eukaryota; Metazoa; Chordata; Actinopteri; Osteoglossiformes; Mormyridae.
CUUUGUAAGGGGCAGGGCCCCGUGAUGACGACUAGACGUCAACGCGCGUCAUCAAGGGGCGGAGCGAGUCCCGUGUAACAGCAGAAGGGGUGCAUACAGCGAAAUGGCUACGAUUGAAUAAAAACCGGAGCAUAUCGAGUCGCCGACAUGGAGUGUGUGCCUGACCCGUAGGACUCAAACGGUGCCAAGCCCUUUGCUCCGCCCAGCCCUGGCCCCACCUAUCUGCUCCGCUCCUGCCCCAACUUCACCUCUUCAUGCCAGGCUCCUUCAACGUGGAACCGUCUACCUGGACUUUACCAACCGUGCCUGAGCGGGGAGAGGACUAAGCCAGAGCCAACGUCACAUUCCCCGACUGCGAGGCCCAGGGAGGGACGGAGUCCCAACGGAGGAGGGUGUUGAAGCAUAGGGACGUCCUGCAUGUAUUCAGCUUCUCGGCCACGCUGCUGAUACCGCCCCCCCCCCCAGCCCUAACCCUAACAACGCGAAGAUGUCAGGCAGAGAGCACAGCGGCCGGCAGCGCCCCUGGUCCGUGUACCGGGCCAACACCUUUGACCUCUCCGCUGAGAUGCUGGGGCUCACACUGGCGGGGAACAGCCAGGACCCCGAUGAGCCAGUGCUGGAGUUCAGCCUCGCCUGCAGUGAGUUGACCACCCCAGCGAUGGACCGCAAGCCGAACACGUUUGUGACCGUCAGCUGCACCACGCCCCCCCAGGCCUUCUGGACCAAGCACGCCCAGACGGAGAUCAUAGAGGGCACCAGUAACCCUGUCUUUCUGAGCAGCAUUGCCUUCUUCCAGAACUCGCUCAUCAACCAGCAGACGCAGAUCAAGCUGUCGGUCUACGACGUCAAGGAUCGCUCUCAGGGAACGAUGUACCUGCUGGGUUCUGCGAUGUUUCCUGUGAAGGACCUGCUGCAGGACAAGCAUCACAGGCUUCACCUGGGUCUCAGAUCGGCGGAGAACGAACGGAUGGGCAACAUCACUGUCAUCGCCUGGCAGAUGGAUGAGAAGAGGGACCAGAGGACUCUGGUGGCUCGACUGCCCGACACUGUCAAUGGCAGGAUGGUCCUGCCUGUAGAUGAAAGCCUGACAGAAUCCUUGGGAGCCCGAGCCAAACGCGCAUCUUUAUGCAAAGACACUCUGCUGAAAUCAGUGUUCGGUGGUACCAUGUCCCGGAUGUACCGCUUCCCCACCACGGACGGCAAUCACCUGCGGGUGCUGGAGCAAAUGGCUGAGAGUGGGCUGUCGCUCAAUGUCCCCCGGCAGUUUGUCAAGCUGCUCCUGGAGGAGGACGCCGCCAGGGUCUGUGAGCUGGAGGAGCUUGGAGAGCUGUCUCCAUGCUGGGAGAACCUUAGAAGACAGAUUGUCACUCAGUACCAGACCAUAAUACUCACCUACCAGGAGACGCUUGCUGACCUGCACGAGUACAAAGGUCCUUCCUUCAAGGCCAGCACCCUGAAGGCAGAAAGAAAACUGGAGUUCAUGCCCACCAAUCUGCAUGUCCAGAGGAUGAGGGUGUAUGACGAGUCGGGGUUCGAUCAUACUUAUGACGUGGUCACCAUCGGGGCCCCGGCCGCCCACUGCCAGGGGUUCAAGAGCAACGGCCUACGGAAACUCAUUCACAAGUUCGAGGAAGCGAAGAAGAACGCUUACGAGGAGACUUGCAGCGCAGUCUCCAGCUCCCAGUCCAUCGUGUUCGUCCCGCAGGACACCGUCCGAGCCAAGGAGAUCAUCGCCCAUAUCAACACGCUGAAAACCCAGGUCAGCUACUAUGCAGAACGGCUUUCCCGCGCUGCCAAGGAACGCUCCUCCAACAGCCUGGAGAGGACGCUGACCAUCCUGGCAGAUAAGACACGACAGCUCGUGACCGUGUGCGACUGCAAGCUCCUAGCCUCGGCCAUCCAGGCGCUGAACGCGGCCCGGCCUGAGUACAUCGCCUCAAAAGCCUCGCCAUCCACCGUCGACGGAGACCAGGUGGUUCUCCGCAACGACCAGGACACGCUGGUGGCCAAGUGGGCUGGGGGCAGCAGCCGGUCUUCCCUACAUGCCAACUGGCAAGAGGAGGAGUGGGAGAAGGUGUGGCUGAAUGUGGACAAGAGCCUGGAGUGCAUCAUCCAGCGCGUGGACAAGCUGCUGCACAGGGACAGGCUGCAGAGCGACAGCAGCGAGGAUGUUUUCCUUUGCGACCAGCAGGGCGGCGCCAGCAACAGGAAAGAUGGAAACCCAGGUGGCGAGGAGGCCUCCCCAGGGGAGUGGAGCGAGGCCUUAUACCCGCUGCUCACCACACUGACCGAGUGCGUGACCAUGAUGAGCGACAAGGCCAGGAAGUCUAUGGUGUUCCUGCUGAUGCAGGACCGGGCGCCCACCAUCGCACUGGACCUCAGCCUGCAGUACCGCCGCGACGUGGUCUUCUGCCAGACGCUGACUGCCCUGAUAUGCGGCUUCAUCAUUAAACUGAGGAACUGUCUCCAUGACGAUGGCUUCUUGAGGCAGCUGUACACCAUUGGCCUCCUGGCGCAGUUCGAGAGCCUCCUGAGCACUUAUGGAGAGGAGCUAUCAAUGCUGGAGGACAUGAGCAUAGGCAUCAUGGACCUGAGGAACGUCACCUUCAAGGUGACACAGGCUACCUCCAGCUGUGGCCCCGACAUGCUGCCUGUCAUCACUGGGAACAGGGACGGCUUUAACGUCCGCAUCCCGUUGCCGGGGACCAUGUUCGACGCGUUGCCACGGGAGAUCCAAAACGGCAUGCUCCUGCGCGUGCAGCCUGUGCUCUUCAACGUGGGCAUCAACGAGCAACAGACGCUGGCAGAGAAGUUUGGAGACACAUCUUUACAAGAAGUCGUCAAUGGGGAGAGUUUAGCUCGUCUGAAUUCCUACUAUGAGCAGUUUAAAGAGGUCUUACCUGAAGACUGUCUACCUCGGUCCCGCAGCCAGACCUGUUUGCCGGAGCUGCUGAGGUUUCUGGGCCAAAACGUUCAUGCCAGGAAGAACAAGAAUGUGGACAUCCUUUGGCAGGCGGCUGAGAUCUGCAGACGCCUGAAUGGCGUGCGCUUCACCAGCUGCAAGAGCGCCAAGGACCGCACGGCUAUGUCAGUGACGCUGGAGCAGUGUCUGAUCCUGCAGCACGAGCACGGCAUGGCGCCGCAGGUCUUCACGCAGGCCCUCGACUGCAUGCGCAGCAUUGGGACCAGGGAGGGGGUCACCCAGAAGAACCUGAGUGGCCUGUUGCCCGUCCGGGACUUCCAGCUAGACCCCAGCCUCCUGUACUCUGUGCCUUUGCUGGCUCUCAGCCCCAACCUGCUCUUUGUCUGGUUCUUCCUGAGCGUGGCCUGCCUGCUCGCCAGGCUUCGCUACAGCUGAGGGCUCCGCCGGCUUGGGCACCAGGACGCACUGCUCCACCACAAGGCUGCCCGCUUUGUUCUUUACCGCUGCGUAGCCUCAGAGCUGCAUAGCAACCCCCCCCCCCCCCCCCCCCACCCCAUUUCUGCCUUCUAACCGUUGGGGAAAUAAACGCGUGUUGUUUUUCAGAGUCUGAACAGCUGAUAUUGUUGUGUUACACUUUAGCUGUUCCCAGACAGCUCAGCUGAAGUGCAGCUACAUGUAAAGGCAAUUUGCUAUUUAAAUACACAUAUUACCUUGUUUGCAUAAACAGAGGGUUCUAAUAAGAUUUUUACACUAGCUGUAAACAAUGUUGUUAGUCAAAGAAAACUUUUUCUUUAGGCUUUUGUGAUAGUCUUGCUUUGCAGGUCUUCCUUUCUAAUGUCAGAUUUUGUACAGUAUAAUCCAGGCCCGAUGCUAUUAAUUCCUGUUUGUUAGUUGGGACUAAGUGGCAAUUUUGUGCUUUGGGUUCGGGCUAGCUCAGGUGACCCUACUGGUGUUGUGUUUACUUUUUCAAUUUAUAUCUGCUGCAGCGACUGCUGUAGUUUUUCAAGAAUGUGUAGGAAUUAUUAUUAACCGCUAAUAGCCUUUAGGAGGAUUACACUGCGUGUUUGAUUACUAAAAGUUAUAAUGGUUUUAGUUCAUUUUAAUGAAAUACGCGGGGAAGAGUCUUGUUUUUUCACAGACACGUUGUAAUCGUUUUUUUAAAACACACAAAACCACAGGAGUUAUAAAAAUAAUUUACUUAAACCUGAAGAAUUUUUGCUUACAAAAAUAACUAAACUAUAAUGUAUUAAGUGCAAACAGAAAUAGUAAAAUACUGAAAAUGUAGUGAAUGUGUCAGUAUGGAGACAUAUAUCCGAUACUCUCAAAAUAUAUACGUUUGACAGUUUUCUGUCAAAAUCAGGAUCACUUUAAUUUUAUUGGACAGUGACUGGAAGCAAAAAAAAAAUCUUUUAUUAUGUGCUGGGGAAGCAUGUGCCAAAGAAAAUGGACUUAUUUCGUGGAGUAUAAAAGUAUUAUAAUUAUCAGUUGUAUAGGCAGUCAGCCGACUGGCUGAACCCAUGAGAGCUAUGGCACAAUGAGGCUGCUCUGGGCUCGACUUGACGUCCUGCGACAUAACUGUGACGAUCAAAUGUUGUUUUGAGUCCUGCCUGAAUCAAAAAGUGUCUUGAGGGCUAGAUUAUUAUGGCUGUCAAUGUUGUCAAAUUGAUAAGUUUUGGGGUAUAAGAUUAUUAAUCAUCUUGUUAUUAAUAAUCAUAUUAUUAUUAAUAAUCUUGUGCAAUGGCAAUGUUUACGUUAGAAAUUAAUAUUUAAAUAUUUUAAGUGUUUCUUUUGUCAGUAAUUCUAUUUUAUUACCAUAAAUAUAUUUCUUGUAGAUUAUAUGCAAAAUAAAGGUUCUUUAGUUUUAUUUUAUUAUCGUUAAAAUAACUACUAAUAUUAAGAUUUCCCUGGGUUUACUACGGUUUUUAUGUUUCUUUUACUGUGUGGAUAAAUUAAGAGGUCUUCCUGAGGAUCACUGAAUAGGAUCACUAAAUAUUUUCUGCUGUUAAAACAGAUGAGUUUGUCAUAUAUUACACUAUAUGUAGAUGCAUAUGUACUAUAUGUGUGUAUCUACAGUAUUUUUCAUUCUAUAGUCGCUUUGUCAUUGUUUGAGGUGAAGCCUGCCGGGAAAAUGCACGUGGUUAAAAGAGCAAUAGUUAAGAGUGAAUAAUGAAUAUAAAAAUGAGUAACUGUAACCUGAGGCAUACACACUAACAGCUCCCUAAUAAAAAUACUCCUCCCAGUGCAUUCACAUCACACCACUGCAUUCACAUCAUACCACUGCAUAAGUAAAGGGUUAACAAAUUUACGCCAUUAAUGGUUAAACUAUGUGGAAGUACAAGUCCAAUGGGACUUCUGGCUGUGAAAAUGGCUUAGAAACAUUUUCUCCCUGAAAUGUCGGAGCACGACAAACGCUGGACUUCUAAGAGCACUCAGUGUCUAUUGUACUAUGGAGUGUGACAGAAAGGAAACCAUCAUGAUUCUUUGUUGUAUCUACCCUUGUUUUCUGAGAACUGCCCCAGAUGCCGCCCCCUCUCCCCCCCCCCUCAAAAAAAAUGGCUUGCCCCAACCCCCACAUCCCAUUCGCUGUCAUCAGCCCUGGAAGCUCCCACUGUGUUCCUUUGACGGGUGUCGGCUUGUGUUUACUCAUUGUCUUUAAAGCAUUUUUUUUUUCACUUGCUAUCAUCCUCUCUGUACUUGAUCUCCCCCACCCCUCUC